This is a messenger RNA of Meyerozyma guilliermondii ATCC 6260, 558 nucleotides long. It is a transcript of the gene SPC3, whose product is annotated as signal peptidase complex subunit. Gene Ontology annotation, cellular component: signal peptidase complex; membrane. Bases 1 to 558 code for a protein of 185 amino acids. Gene Ontology annotation, biological process: protein targeting to ER. The record is from RefSeq and is a predicted model, not a curated record. NCBI's taxonomy places the organism in Eukaryota, Fungi, Ascomycota, Pichiomycetes, Serinales, Debaryomycetaceae. The transcript has a single exon.
AUGUUCAGCUUAAGUACCAGGGUCCAGGGUGUGGCCAACCAAGCCCUUACCGCGUCCAUAGUACUAUGUGGCGUAAUAGUAGCUAUAACCCUUGGUCAAUUGAUAUCUGCAGAUGUUUGGAACCUCAAUACUGCCACUAUAGCCAACAUCAAGCCUCUGGCUCUGUGGAAAUCUUCAUUUAAUUACGGUGCCGUGAACCGUAAACCCAAGGAAAACUCCAAGAUUGUAUUUGACCUUGAGACAGACUUGUCUCCGUUGUUCAAUUGGAACACAAAACAAAUAUUUGUCUAUUUGACAGCCGAGUAUCCUGGCAAAAGCGAUGGUUCUUCCAACAAAGUCACAUACUGGGAUCGCAUUAUUACGUCCAAGGACAACGCUACACUUAGCUUACAGAACCAGAGAUCAAAGUAUUCAGUGUGGGACGUAGAAAAGUCGUUUCGGCAGAGAAAUGCAACUGUACGUCUCGAAUGGAACAUCCAGCCUUAUGUCGGGCCAUUGAUAUACGGAGAAAUCAAGGCCCCGGCUUCCUUCCAGUUUGCCCCGGCUCCUCCCCAAUAG